AUGUUUACAUUUUCAAAACUUAACUUUAAAACAAUCGCUUUACUUUCUAUACUUUCAACUGCUUUAACUUAUCCUUUGUUGAAAAGAGAUACCAUUAAAUUAGGUAACACUGGUUGGUAUUUCGAUUUAACCGCAACUGACAUAUCUAAUUGGGCAGGUUCUGUUCAAACUCUUUGCACCAAUGCAGACCCAUUGGUCUGUCUAGGUGAAUCUGUUGUUGCUACUGUACUAACUGGUAUCUCAGCAAUUGGAAAAGGUACACCACCAGUUGACGUUACACCAACUGUUACUACCGUCACCAUUAAUGCUGCUGCAACUGCCACUGUUGCUGUUGAUAAUACUGAUAAUGGCCCAGUUGUUAAUGGAAUUAUUUCCGAUGGUAUUAAUGUUGUCACUGAUGUGGCUAGCAUUCUAAAUGACGCUGGUAUUACUUUGUUAGGGUUAUAUAAUCCAACUGCUGCUGACUUAGUUACGAGUGUUGAAAGCUUAGUUGGUGGUAUCAUUCACUUUGAGACUAACGUUGGUACCCAUAUUGCUGCGCAAAUUGGUUCAACAAAUUUUACUAAAUUAGCAGCGGAAAUCUCUAGUAUUACACCAGGUAUUCCUGUAUUUAAAGAAGCUGAAGAUGGUGUCAAAAACGUUGUCAAUUGGAUCUCAUAUGUUGUGAAGGAAGGUGAGACUGAUAUUGGUACAAUUAUUAAUGAAUUGGAAAAUUUCGAUGUCACUAAACUUGUCUCACAAGUAUCAAGUUUUAUUAAGGGGGUUGAAGACUAUAAAUUCUGUCUAUCACCAAGUGUUAUAGCUAAUGGUACAUACGGUCCUACUACCCACCUAUUUGGUGAGGUUUACUUUAAUUCAUAUGGUAUGUUAGAACUUGAAUGUCAAUAA
Molecule: messenger RNA, 888 nt
Organism: Maudiozyma barnettii
Lineage: Eukaryota; Fungi; Ascomycota; Saccharomycetes; Saccharomycetales; Saccharomycetaceae
Exons: 1
Coding region: 1-888 (295 amino acids)
Source: RefSeq, a predicted model, not a curated record